Molecule: messenger RNA, 2323 nt
Organism: Xiphophorus maculatus (southern platyfish)
Lineage: Eukaryota; Metazoa; Chordata; Actinopteri; Cyprinodontiformes; Poeciliidae
Product: glutathione hydrolase 5 proenzyme-like
Exons: 12
Coding region: 346-2004 (552 amino acids)
Biological process (GO): leukotriene D4 biosynthetic process; glutathione catabolic process; inflammatory response
Cellular component (GO): plasma membrane
Molecular function (GO): leukotriene-C(4) hydrolase activity; glutathione gamma-glutamate hydrolase
Source: RefSeq, a predicted model, not a curated record
AAACAGAACGAAACCCUUUCGCUUUCCCUUUUCUUCUUCUGUAACUACCAACCUGUUCUUAGCUUUAGUUUCAUAUUAUGUUGCUUCCUACACUGAUAUUUUGACUGCACAUCUGCACCAAAUCAAACAAAAGCCGCAAUCAAACUCAGACUUCACAUCUGAGUUAAACCAGCAGUAUAUUUGAAGUAUUCCUCUCUCGAGCUUUGACUUCAGCUUUCCUGUUCUGCGGUUUAUCAGUGCAGUGAGUGGAGGAAGGCCUGCCUCCUCUGGUCCAACCAGGUGUGCAGUCUUUCACCCUGAUCACUUUCCUCUUCCUCAGACCGGUCACAGUGAGAGCUGAGAGACAUGGCAAACCCUAAUGUGAAGGUGUGCAGUUUUUGCGCGCUGCUGGUGCUGGUUAUGAUCUUGUUCAUUGUGAUUAUUGGUGUCACCAGGAGCCACAAUUGCCUCAAUCCAAGCAAUCUCCCGAAUUGCCCAAAUGGGACGUUCAACAAAGCUGCCGUGGCUGCGGACAAUGGGAACUGCUCAAAGAUUGGGAGGGACAUCCUUAAACAAGGCGGCUCGGCGGUAGACGCCGCCAUCGCCGCGCUUCUGUGCACCGGCAUCAUGAACCCUCAGAGCGCGGGGGUGGGAGGGGGGGCCAUUUUCACCGUGAUGGACAGAUCUGGUAAGGUGAAGGUCAUCAACUCCAGGGAGACCGCGCCGUCGAAGGUGGACCCUGAUCUGCUGAAGUCCUGCAAAAAUGAAUCGAUCCCACGUACAGGAAGCAAAUGGAUUGGUGUGCCAGGGGAAAUUCGAGGCUACGAAUUGGCGCACAAACUUUAUGGAAAACUGCCGUGGGCCGCGCUCUUCCAGCCGACCAUCAAGCUGGCCAGAGAGGGAUUCCCUAUUCCUCCGGUCCAAGGCUCCGGCAUCACAGACAACAGGAUGAAAAACACGUCUCUGUGGAAACUAUAUUCAGACAAAACUGGGACCCUGCUGAAGACCGGAGACAAGAUCAAGUUUGAGAAACUGGCCGACACUUUGGAGCUGAUUGCAAACGAAGGAGCGGACGCCUUCUACACCGGAAGGGUAGCGGAGGAUUUAGUCCGUGACGUGCAGCAGGAAGGAGGAAACCUGACGCUGGAGGAUUUGGCAUCAUAUAAGGCCACAGUGACCGAGGCGUGGGUUGCCCCAGUGGGAGAGUACCAGAUGUACAUACCCCCGCCCCCGUCAGGAGGACCGCUCCUCAGCCUCGUCCUCAACAUCAUGAAAGGGUAUCAGAUGAAUUCAGCCCCUCGGUCUGUUGACGAAAAGAUCCUGUUUUAUCACCGCUAUGUGGAAGCUCUUAAAUUUGCUAAUGGACAAAAGAAGCAAUAUUUACAGCUGGCAAAGAACAUGACAAGUAGCGGCUUUGCAGACGAGUUACGGCUCCGGAUCAGAGAUGACCGUACCAACAGUCCUGUGUACUACAACUUUAACAAAUAUCCAGACAGUAUGGGUACCACACACGUGUCUGUGCUGGCUGAAGAUGGAUCAGCCGUCGCCGUCACCAGCAGCAUCAACUACAAAUUUGGCUCCAAGGUCUACUCUUCAAGCACUGGAGUCCUGCUCAACAACCAGCUGUUGGAUUUUUGUGAAACAGCCAAUAGCGUCUCUCCUGGGGAGCAGCCCCCCUCCUCCAUGACUCCCGUUGUGCUGAAGUCUAAAUCAAAGACGCUGGUGAUUGGAGCGGGUGGAGGGAGGUGGAUCACGACGGGGCUGGCCUCAGUUCUCAUCAACCACCUUUGGUUUGGGAAGAGCCUCAAGGAGGCGAUUGAUACUCCGGUUGUCUAUGUUGACUCUCAAAACACAGUGAAGUUGGAACCCAGCUUACACAAAAGCGUAAUUGAAGCUCUUGAAGCGUUGGGGCACAACCAGACGUCUGAGGAAUUCUACAAUGUGGUUAACGCUGUGGAGAAAAAGGACGACUACAUCUGUGCUGUGUCUGACGACAGGAAACGGGGAGAAGCGGCUGGUUAUUGACGCCACUAGUCCGUAAUUCUGGUUACACAGGAUUUCUUGAAGCAGAAGACGGAUCUGUUGUUCUUAAAUAUCACUGAACAAGACACAGAGACACAAGUUUAAUUUGCCGUAACUCUGCAGGGACAUGCAGAGUUACCGCUGAUAUGACUUUCCAGUUAGGAAUUGGCUCCUACCCACUCUGCCAUAGAUACCAGUGGUGCAUUGACGAUGGUGUUACUGUGCUUGACUGACCUGAACCCAGAGAUCAUGAGUUUUGGAUUGUCAUUAUCUGUAAACCAUAAUCAUAAAAAUGACAUAAAAUAAAUUCUUGAAAUGUUAA